This is a messenger RNA of Mauremys mutica (yellowpond turtle), 5375 nucleotides long. RefSeq names its product Rho GTPase activating protein 1 (gene ARHGAP1). NCBI's taxonomy places the organism in Eukaryota, Metazoa, Chordata, Testudines, Geoemydidae. The coding region runs from base 145 to 1452 and encodes 435 amino acids. Gene Ontology annotation, biological process: small GTPase-mediated signal transduction; negative regulation of endocytic recycling. The transcript is spliced from 13 exons. Gene Ontology annotation, molecular function: GTPase activator activity. The record is from RefSeq and is a predicted model, not a curated record. Gene Ontology annotation, cellular component: cytoplasm.
GCCGUUUCCAUGGAGAGAGGAUUCCUUUUCCGGUUCGGAGGCGGAUGUUUAUGAGCAGGUUUGACAGGCGGGAACCUCCGGGAGCGGCCGACUGUUUUCCUUUUAGGCUCUUCAGGCAAGCAGCUGAGUUUGGGGGCCAUUGCCAUGGACCCGCUCUCGGAGUUGCAAGAUGACCUGAACCUGGAGGACACCAACCAGUCCCUGAGCCAGCUCAAAUUGGCUUCCUUAGAUGAUAAGAACUGGCCAGCAGAUGAAGUGCCUGUUUUUCCCAAGUCAGAGGACACUAACCGCUCCCCUGAGCCCGUCACUCACCUGCGCUGGGAUGAUCCAUACUACGAUAUUGCUAGGCACCAGAUUGUGGAAGUAGCAGGUGAUGACAAGUAUGGACGGAAAGUCAUUUUGUUCAGUGCCUGCCGGAUGCCGCCCAGCCAUCAACUUGACCAUGUGAAACUGCUGCAGUAUCUUAAGUUCACGCUGGACCAGUAUGUGGAGAGUGACUACACAUUGGUGUAUCUGCACCAUGGCCUCACCAGUGAGAACAAGCCAUCCCUGAGCUGGCUGCGGGAUGCCUACCGGGAAUUUGACCGCAAGUACAAGAAGAACAUCAAAGCGCUGUACAUCGUGCACCCAACAAUGUUCAUCAAGACUCUGCUGAUUCUCUUCAAGCCUCUGAUCAGUUUCAAGUUUGGACGGAAGAUUUUUUAUGCAAACUUCCUGAGUGAGCUGGAGGAGCAUGUGAAGCUGGAGCAGCUGGGGAUCCCAAGCCAGGUGCUAAAAUAUGAUGAGUACCUGAAAUCACUGCAGAAACCCUCUCAAGUGCCCCAGAAGCCGACCCCCCCACGCCCACCCCUGCCAAACCAGCAGUUUGGGGUCUCUCUGCAGCACCUAAGGGAGAAGAGCCCUGAUCAGGCCUCCAUCCCGCUGGUGGUCAGGGAAACCAUUGCCUAUCUGCGGGAGCAUGCUCUGACCAAAGAGGGGAUUUUCCGGAGAUCAGCUUCCACACAGAUUGUCAAAGAGGUCCAACAAAAAUACAACAUGGGGAUACAGGUGGAUUUCCAGCAAUACGAGGACAUUCACCUCGCUGCCGUGAUCCUCAAGACAUUCCUGCGGGAGCUGCCAGAGCCCCUGCUCACCUUUAGCCUCUACAACCACGUUGUCAACUUCCAGAAUGUGGAGGAGUCAAAUCGCGUGGAUGUUGUUCGCAAAACCCUCCAGACCCUGCCCGAGGAAAACUACCAAGUGCUCUGUUUCCUGAUGGCCUUCCUGGCAGAGGUCUCCGCUCACAGUGACGUAAACAAGAUGACAAACACCAACCUGGCCGUGGUUUUCGGCCCAAACCUGCUGUGGGAUAAGGAUGUAGCCAUCACCCUCAAGGCCAUCAACCCCAUCAACACCUUUACCAAGUUCCUGCUGGACUACCAGGGGGAGGUGUUCCAGGACAUGGAGGCCUGAGCCGGGGCCGUCCACACUAGCACACUGUGCCCACCUUCCCUCUCCCUCUUCCUGUCUUGUUGGAGCCAUGGCCAGGAGCCUCCAGCACAGAGGGUCCAUUGGAGCUGCUGAGCUGAGUGAGGGCUGUGGGAGUGAGUGAGCAGGCAACCAUUUGCCAGAGGUGGGGGAGGGGAGCUGGUCUCCCCAUUCCUGGGAGUGGAGUCUUGUCCCCAUGGCCAUUCUGUGCAGCUCAUCCCUGGCCAUGCUGCUCUACUGGGGGCCAUUCCCUCCUUCCUUCCCCUCACAGGUUUCUUUCUGCCCUCCUCUCCUCCCCUCAGCAGCCCCUCUUCUGUGCAACUCCCCAAGAUCCCAGCUCAUUCCUCCUGCCUGCAUCACCUGGGCAAGACUUGGCUCGAGUUGUGUGGCAGGAGGCUCCCUGUGCCAGCCCCUUCUCUCAGGAGCUGAGUGCAGUGUCCUGGCUCCCUGCCCCCACCCAGAGCACAUCAGGUAAGCCUUGUGCAUCAGGUGUUGUGAGGACAGCACCAGCUGCUCCUGGGCUAACACCAACCCUGCCCUUGGCUCGCAGCAGGUGUGUGAAGGAGAAACUAACUCUCCGGGGGCUGGGCCAUUGGGCCCUGCCAGAGACUCUGUGACUGAGGGGAGUUGGCUUAGCCCCUCCCCUUGCUGACACUACUACCCCGGAGAGCUAGUAAUGCCUCUCCAAGGGGCGCUAGCACCCACUGCAGGUGCUGUUCACCUUCAAUAACAGGGCUGUGGUGGGCAUGGGGUGUAUGGCGUGUGGUAGCCCAUGACUACUCAGAUCUGGCUCUGAUGGUCCCCUUGACUUUGUCCCCGGCUCCUGGUGGGAGGGUUUCACUCCAGACACGGCCUCAGUGGGCAUGCGCUGCCUGGGGAUGCGGGGUCCCCUUUGUAAUGCUCUGUGAUCAGUGAGCUUGUUGGAAUCAUGCCAGGGGCAAGUGCCCUGGUGGCACUUGACUCCCCACUGCCAAACCCCACAAUUGACACUUCCCUUCCUCAUGGCUGCAGCACAGGCACACUCCUGGGUCCCCUGUUGGUCUGCUGGCCAGCCCCUGACCCCGGCUGGUGAGUGGAAUUUUUUCCAGCAAAAAUGUAAGUCAGAAUGUAGCCUGAAGGGAAGGGCCUGUGCACUGAGGCCAAACGUUAGCCAGUGUGCGAGGCCUGGAUCACAGGAACCUGCCCAGGUGCUGAGCUCUCAUGUGCCAAAGCCGCUAGGGCAGAACUGUGCCAUGCAGCAUUCCCCUAGCCUUUCAGGGGAGCUGCUUUGAUGCACCCCUUAUGUGCUAGGCGGCUAGGGAGGGAGCUGGCUCUUUACAGGCCAGGCUCAGGAACAAAGCAGGCCAGAUCCCCUCCUGAGGCAAUUGCACUGCAGUCACUGCCUCAGGGUUGAUUUUAGUGCGGGGGGAUCCCCUCUGCCUCUGCCACAUGCUAAAGUAACAGGGAGCUAGCGUUUCCUGGCCUUGGCCUGUGAGAGAGGAGCUUCCACGCUUGAGUGAGACUCUCCGUUUCUAGCCUCACUCCCCAAGACCCAUAAUUCUCGUGCACUGCUCCCCCAGGCCAGUCCUGGUCCCAGCUGCACCACAGCAGUGGGAAAACAUUGGGACCAAGCAGAGCUUGUUUUAUAAAGUGGCAGUUGAUCUGCUUUUAAUAGGAUUUUAACCUGCCCUAGAAACCGACCAAAGGCUGAUACCCUGAUUUAAAAAUAUGUCAAACUGCUGAUGAGCAUCAACAGCAGGAAGGGGGUCUCCUUUGCGAGGCCCAGGAGCAGGGACCUAGAACUGUCAGGCCUGCAGUGCAGCCCAGGCCCAGUUCGGCAGCUCUAGCUAUUGCCGAUUGAUUGACUGCUCUUGGGAUGACCCACAAAAGGGUGAGAUGGGCAAGUGGAGGAGCAGAGAAUUCUGAGGAGGGCUGGAGAACAGGCUGUGCACAGCUUGGAGCCACCCAUCCCACCCCGGCUACUGAGUGAAUCUCUCUCUGGGAGGCUGCAGGGCCCAUGGUGGGGAGGGACCAGGCCUGGAGCUGGACGUGCCGCUGUGUGAGUUGAAUUUCUGGGACGUGAAUGCCCUUUGCUGUGUAUAAGUCCAUAGUGAUGGUUUGGGUGGGUCACAGAGGGCUUCUAGUUCACCUUGACUUCUGCUAGAUCCAGCAUGGAGGAUAGAUCUGCCAUGGAGGUUCUUGGGAAAGCUGGAGGGACUCAGUGCUCCUAUUGAGGUCAGGGGUGGGGCAGUGUAGGAAGAGCCCUACACUUGCCCCAUGUUAGGCCAUGCUUAGUAGGACACUCUGGAAAGGGGUGUUGUCUGCGUGAUCCCAUAUCACAGCUUCUGUCUCCCCACUCUAAAGGGAGCAUCCCCUCCUGCAUGUAUUUCAGAGUGAAGCUAAGCUGGGUUUGCUGACGUUAUCUGGGCCACAGCUAAAUGUUUCUUGGCUUCGCUGUCCCCAGAGGAAAGGAAAAGCCUGCUGGCCUCCUUGGGAACAGCUAGAAUCUUAAGGCCAGUAGCCCAGAACAGAAAUUCCUCAUGGGCUGGGGCACAAGGACCUGGCUGCAGGCUCAGCUGCUGCUGCCUGCAGUGAGUUCCAGCUGGGAGCACUGAAUCCUGAUCUGCUCAGUGUUGAAAAAAGCGGGGCUGGGCAGCCCAGGGGCAGGGGCAGGCUGAGGUUGCACUUGGGGAAGGUAUUUCCUUAGCCUCCCAGAGACACUUUAACAAAAAACAUUCUAUGUAGUUAAAACUCCUGAGUUUAUGGGCUUUCCUACUGAGUGUCACGGGAUAACCUGCUGCAAAUCUCUGUGCUAGGGGAUAACCCUGCUCCUGGGGCAGAGCCCUGCAUAGGCAAGGGAGUCGACUUGGAGAAAAGGCAGGCUCUUGGUACUGCAGAUGGUGGGAAUGGGCUUGCAAGGUCUUGGGAGCACUCCAGUGUAAAUAUUCCCAUUCCUUUACCCACCCCUUACCUGGUCCCUCAGCGCUGCCAAGAGGCCUGGAACAGGCACAGCAGUGCUGGCUACUUUGUUUCUGCAAUUUAUGCUUUGGGAUGCCUUUUAUGAAGAUACUACUCUUGUGGCUUGUGUGUGAAGCUGUGGCCUGGGCCUGACUGCAGCCCUUGGCUCCCCACGCCAGGUGGCAGGUGGGCAACCGAGUCCACGUCUCUGCCAACUCAGGACUGAAUUGCCUUCCUAGUCUAUCUGCCUCCUUGGGUGUACGGCCUGAGGCAGAGCAGGGAGGGAGGCAGCAUGCAGGUAGCUGGAGUGACUAGAGGACCAGCCUCGGCCCAAGAGACUAGGCUCUAGUCCUUGCUGCCUGUAAGAGGUGGUUGGUGGCAGGUUAGGGACCCAUGGUUACUCUGUGUAUUUGUCUCCCAUAAUGUGUCUUCUUCCUGGGUACAGCCACCCAAGAGCCCCUUCCCCAGCGUGGCUUCCAUAUUAAAUAUUGGCCACAGUGGCCCUUUGAGGGUGACAUGUUUUGUCUCCUCUUUGUGCCCUGCUCUGCAGCACCCAAUUUCCCUCCUCCCCUCAUUCCAGUGGUGUCUGAGCAGCCUGGCUGCACUCCACAACUGGCCCCAGCUGUCAGCCCUCUGUCCGUCUCUUCUGGAACCAGAGCCUUUGGGUGAUGCAGAUGAGGGCAAGGUCAAUUUGAUGCCUUAUGGUAACCCCUCUGCUGACUCAGCAGAGACCUCUGAGGGCCAGACUAGCCCCUGGUUGCUCUUUCAAGCAGUGGUGCUCUAGAGCAAUUUACAGCUUUGCUUUUUGUUGCUGGUGUUUCCUGCCUUCUCUCCAGUUGAUGAUCAGCAGGCACAGGGCUGGGGUUUUUACUGUGACAUUAAUUCACAUCCAUGUUUAUUUCCUUCUACACUGCACCAAUCUUGUAUUUCACAGUUUGCACUUUUUGUAUUUCAAUAAAAACCAAAACUCA